Molecule: messenger RNA, 2561 nt
Organism: Phalacrocorax carbo (great cormorant)
Lineage: Eukaryota; Metazoa; Chordata; Aves; Suliformes; Phalacrocoracidae
Source: RefSeq, a predicted model, not a curated record
CUGGUUCCCCCUGGGCUUCGCCGUGGGGCUGGCCUUGGGGAGCAGCCUCCUGCAGGGCCUGGAGCGGCCCUGGGCCCCCCCGGGCCCCCCCGCAGCCCCCGGCAGCGCCCACCUGCGCAGCCUCCCCCAGCCCACAGUGUGAUGGGGUCCGGAGCGCUGAGCCGGUGGGAGUGUGGGACCCUGCGGCCGGUGGUGGGAGCGCCGAGGCGGGGACAAGGACGGGCCCGCCUGGCCGGUGGUGCUGGGCGCUCUGAGCCCGUGAGGAGGGUGACGGACUCACGGCAGGUGACCGGGACGGGGCAGGGUGGGCGGUGGAGGGAGCUCUGAGGUGGGGACAGUUCCCCCGCUCCCCCUGCCCUGUGUGUGUGUGGGGGGGGGUGUGUGGGGGCCGCGGGUCGUCCCGCCGCCUCCCCACCACCCCCCCGCCGCCCAGCGAACAGCAGCGAGGCGCGGGCGCUGUACGAGCGGGUGCGCAUCCUGUGCUGGGUGAUGACGGGCCCCCGCACCCUGGAGAGCAAGGCCCGGCACGUGCGCGACACCUGGGCGCGCCACUGCAACGUGGCCCUCUUCAUGAGCUCGGAGCCGGACGGGCGCUUCCCCGCCGUGGGGCUGCCCGUCGGCGAGGGCCGCCACCAGCUCUACUGGAAGACCAUCCGCGCCUUCCAGUACGUCCACCGGCACCACCUGGGCCAGGCCGACUGGUUCCUCAAGGCGGACGACGACACCUUCGUGGUGGUGGCCAACCUGCGCUGGCUGCUGGCCGGCCACCCCCCCGAGCGCCCCGUCUACUUCGGCAAGCGCUUCAAGCCCUUCGUCGGGCAGGGCUACAUGAGCGGCGGGGCGGGCUACGUGCUCAGCAAGGGGGCCCUGCGGCGCUUGGUGGCCGCCUUCGCCUCCCGCGCCUGCACCCACACCAGCCCCGUGGAGGACGUGGCGCUGGGCCGGUGCCUGGAGCGGCUGGGGGUGCAGGCGGGCGACUCGCGGGACACGCGGGGCCGAGAGACCUUCCACCCCUUCCCCCCCGAGACCCACCUCACCGAGCCGCUGCCCCGCGACCGCUUCUACCCGCAGUAUUCCUACUACCCCGUGCAAUGGGCCGCUGCCUGCUGCUCGGACCUGUCGGUGUCCUUCCACUACGUGAGCGGGGAGCAGAUGUACGCGCUGGAGUACCUGACCCACCGCCUGCGCCCCUACGGCUACCGGCCCCGCUACCGGCCCCCGGCGCCCCCCGGCGCCCCCCCCGGCCCCCAACGCCACCUCCCUGGCACCCCCCCGGCAGCCAUGAGCCCCCGGCCCCUGCCCCGCUGCGGCACCCCGGGGUGCCGGCGCGUGGCCCCGCAGCGUGGCUCUCCAGCCCCGAGCCCUGGCACGCGGCCGGCGGCUCCGGCCCCAUGGCAGGGCUCCACCGGCAGGGCCCCGCAGCUCCGGCCCCAUGGCACGGCUCCACCGGCACGGCCCCGCGGCUCCGGCCCCAUGGCAGGGCUCCACCGGCAUGGCCCUGCGGCUCCGGCCCCAUGGCAGGGCUCCACCGGCAGGGCCCCGCAGCUCCGGCCCCAUGGCAGGGCUCCACCGGCAGGGCCCCGCGGCUCCGGCCCCAUGGCAGGGCUCCACCGGCAGGGCCCCGCGGCUCCGGCCCCAUGGCACGGCUCCACCGGCAGGGCCCCGCAGCUCCGGCCCCAUGGCAGGGCUCCACCGGCAGGGCCCCGCAGCUCCGGCCCCAUGGCACGGCUCCACCGGCAGGGCCCCGCGGCUCCGGCCCCAUGGCAGGGCUCCACCGGCAGGGCCCCGCAGCUCCGGCCCCAUGGCAGGGCUCCACCGGCAGGGCCCCGCAGCUCCGGCCCCAUGGCACGGCUCCACCGGCAGGGCCCCGCAGCUCCAGCCCCAUGGCAGGGCUCCACCGGCAGGGCCCCGCGGCUCCGGCCCCAUGGCAGGGCUCCACCGGCAGGGCCCCGCAGCUCCAGCCCCAUGGCAGGGCUCCACCGGCAGGGCCCCGCAGCUCCGGCCCCAUGGCAGGGCUCCACCGGCACAGCCCCACGGCACAGCGCGGCACUGUGCCAGGCCCCAGCCAACGCUGCGCCACGGCCCCACGGCACAACCCCUCCAGCCGCGCCACGGGCCCGUGGCCGGACCCCCGACCUUCGCGCCCCGGCCGCCCCCUCCCCGUGCCGCGACACCGAGAGGAGCCGCCGCGGUCACAGCGCCAAAUCGGACAUUGUUACGUACUUACAGUUACAACCCGAGCGAUGAAAACGCUGUACACGGCCCGGCCCCCCCACCCCCCACCCCCCCGCAGCCCCCCAACCCCGGGGGGGCCCCAGCUCAGCCCCGCCGGCGCUGCCGGGGCGCGUGGGGGGCGUCACAGCAAGGGGUACCCCUACAUUCAUGGCGGGGGGGGGUCCCCGGGUGGGGGACGGGGCGGCCCCCCCGCCCCGCCCCAAGGCCCACAGCCAGCGGGAGGGGUGGCGGGGGUCCCGCUGGCGGUUCCCCCCGCCGGCGCCGCGGCACCGCGGCGGGGGGCUGGCUCUAUCCUAACGCUAAAUGAAGCAAUAAAUUAAAGAGGU